GUAACCCUCUCUGUAUAUGCGAAGAAUUUGAUUCAUUACAAUUCAGCCAGCCAGCGAUUUGAUUUUGUAGAGAGAUAGAUAAAGGUCAGUGGAAGAACUAUGGAUUAUUAUAAGGUGUUAGGGCUGAAAAGCAACGCAAGCAAAGAAGAGAUUAAACAAACAUUUAGGAAAUUGGCUAUGCAAUUUCACCCUGACAAGCAUUCUCAUUCAUCCAAGUAUAUCAGAGACAACGCUGCCUUCCGUUUCAAGCAGAUCUCAGAGGCCUAUGAUGUCCUUAUGGACGAUUCCAAGCGAGCCCAAUCUUCCAGUUAUCGGAGCAAUAACGACACUCGUUAUACCAGAGGCUAUUACCAUCAGAGCAGUGGAAGACACGGAAGCUAUGGAUUCAAUAAUUCAUCAUCAUCUUCUUCUUCUUCUGCUGGGUUUGGUUAUGGAUACAGCUCACCUGCUAACGGAAAUCGCUUCAUGUCUAAUGUUGAGGUUGUUCUUCGAUUUCUUACAACGCGUGACUUUCUUCGCACUGUAACUUUCGCCGGUGCUUUAUUAGGUGCAGCUGUUAUCCUCGAUGUCAGUGGUGAAGCUUUAUGGAAGAAGAAGAAUACAGGGAAAUCAUUUGAAGAUGCAAUGGAAUCCAUAAAAGAUGCCAAAGCUGCCCUUAAAGAGAAGGGCUAGAAAUUCUGUACAUUCUAUCGGAGAGCUUGUAAGGAUCCAACAACAGCAAAAUCAAGUGGAUAAUUCCCACAUAAGUCGACAAGUGGUGAUGAUUCAGGUUUGUCAAAGCUCUCCCUAAUCUAAGUGUUUCUGUAAUUGAUGCAUCAAUGCUCUAUUGUAAAUAUAAAACAUUCAAAACAAUUUGUAAAGAAUGUCAAUUAAGGAUGCAUAUAUACCAGAUCCUUAAACAAAUUCAAAGUCAGGAUCAUGCAUGAUCAUACAAAGUCAUUUAAUGUUAUUAUAUGUAAGGCAUUCUAAUAAAAAUAAAAAGCUCAAGUUGCUGUGAUUUCCUGUUGA
Impatiens glandulifera is the source of this 1008-nucleotide messenger RNA. RefSeq names its product chaperone protein dnaJ 72-like. The transcript has 3 exons. The record is from RefSeq and is a predicted model, not a curated record. The coding region runs from base 100 to 672 and encodes 190 amino acids. Lineage: Eukaryota; Viridiplantae; Streptophyta; Magnoliopsida; Ericales; Balsaminaceae.